AUGUCGGGCCAGGGAGACCAGUUGGACAAAAUGUCCACUUUGCUGGCAGAAGUGGCUGCUCAGCAAGAACAAGUGAAGCUGCAAGGAGCACGGCGUGAAGAGCAGCAUCAAGACCUUACUGAACGCAUGAGUCAGUUGGAAGCACGCAUGGAUGCCCCACAGUCUUCGGCUGCUGUGCUAAUUCCGACUCAGCUGCAGCCACAAUCCUUCACAGUUCCGCUAGCCCAGGGGGUAGACCUCAACGCCCCGGCUACAGUCGGGCAGUGCAUGGAGUUAGUGCAGAUGGCGAUGCAACAGAAGGUCGCCCCAGCUCUCGGAGCAGUCUACUCCUCCCUGUCCACCUCACAGGUGAGGACAAACGAGCGAGUGGGCAACCUGGAGCAGCAGGUCCGGGCCCUUCGCAUCCGCACUGCAUGGGCUGAGAAGGACAUGCUCUUCUCACAGAUCGAGCAGGCCAAGCGCACCAUCGUAUGCCGCAAUUUCCCCACCUGGCAGACGGAGGCGGACCGCCGUCUCACAGUGGAAAAGGCCCUUGCGAAAGCUGGGCUGUGGAACAUUGAUGGUAUGUGGGACCUGGCCACGACUCGGCUAGACACGGGCACGCCAGGCAAGCCGGAGCUCUCGGCCACAUCCAUCCUCACAGUAUCGGACAGGGUGUACCCUUGGUACUUCCACCAGGAGAAGCCUGGGACAACGGAGGAACCCAAGGAGCCCGAAGAGGCAAACGACGGUUCUGAAGGAACGACUGAGAAGACCCCGGCGGCAUCCUCACAGGCAGCCGGGUCCAAAGAGGAAGCCCAGACCUAUGAGUAUAAGGGCGGCGGUCCUGGCCUGUAA
Molecule: messenger RNA, 837 nt
Organism: Symbiodinium sp. CCMP2592
Lineage: Eukaryota; Dinophyceae; Suessiales; Symbiodiniaceae
Source: the annotation of a GenBank genome assembly